AGAAAUAAUCCCUCGUUUUCUGUCUUUAACCAAACUGGUUUGUACAAAUUACUUGAACUAAACCCUAAUUACGUUGAAAAAGAAAUCAUUCUGAGUGAAUUACCUCCACAGCAUGCAAAGAGCAGCUAUACAUUCCUAUUAAUAAUCUAAUUAUUUAAUUUGAUAUGUGCUGAAGCAGAGACAUAAAGGGAUUUUUUUAAUACUGUUUGCAUGUUUGUUGGCUUUUAUUUUUUUACUUGCACGAUAGAAGCGUAUGGUAAAAGAAAGGACUGAAUUCCUGUAUCAUUGCCUCAAUCACACCAUAACGAUGCUGAGCAGCCAAUCAGAGGCAGAUACAUCUAAUAUCACAGUUUAAUGCAUAUUUGUUUUCACAUAACCUUCAAAAUAAUUAUUUUAAGAACACAUCAAGUGACCAAAACUAUCUGUGGCAUUAAUUUCUUAAACCAAAUCCAAACUAUUUUGCUUUUAAUAAUGAUGAUAACUAAGUCAAGUCCAUUUUCUGCUGGACUUGAAAGAACUUUCAUAAAGGAAACAACCAUUAAAGCUCAGUUUGAUUCUCUGAUGGUAAACAUUUUUAUUCUAAGGUAUUUUUAUUUUCUGCUGUAAGGAUCCAGUUGGACCUGUUUGGAUUCUGUUCUGACUGGGUUUAUCAGAGUCUCAGAGCUGCUGGGUGUCGGUGGACUAACCGCAGCCUCUGGUGUGCAUGACAGGUUAUCUCUGACUGCUCAGGCAACGUUGUACAAAAUAUAUACAGUUAAAAAAGAGGAAAUAAAAUCCUAGUCUGCUGUCCUUUACCUGCAGAUUCUUCAUCUAAAACAUCUCAGUGUUACAAAGUGAGUUAAAUAGUUUAUCUGUUCAUUUUAACUGAAGUUAUGUAACUGUGCUUCAUUCUGCGGUUUUCUGUCAGUCUCUAGAAAGUGAUAAGAGCAAAAUGACAGGAUACAUUGCAACCAGGAAAUAUGAUCAAUAUUUUCAGAUCAGCAGCAGAGAAAAGUCUCUCAGUUCAGCGGCUGAUAGACGGACAGGAGAUGUUGGUUCUGGUUCUGGUUCUGGUCGUUGUGCUUCAGUUUGAAGGAACCAGAGGAGGAGAAAUUCAUCUCUAUCACAGAGAAGGAGAAAAUGUUGUUCUACCUUGUAACAUUCCUGCAUCGUCUUACCGAUGCUCCAAUGUUAACUGGUUUUACAACAAGGGUAAAAAUACAAAUACUCAGCAGAAGGUUUUCAAAGGAAGAGUUAUUCAGAGUUCACCUCAAUAUGAGAAGUUUAAUGUGAGCAGCAGCUGCUCUCUGAUCAUCAACACCAUCACUGCUGAUGAUGCUGGAAGAUACGUCUAUAGACCUGGUUCAGGACCCUCCUCAGAUCAUUUUGUCUAUCUGAGUGUUUUAACCAUUUCAAACGAAUUUUCAACACAGGAUGAUUUUGCAUUAGAGUGUUUCCUGCUGAGAUACAGUGGGUUGGAUCUUUGUCCAGAGAACAGUUUCCGCUGGCUGGAUGAGACGGGAACUGAACUGACUGAAGGUGUUUGGUUCGACUUAAGAGGACCGAGACUCUGUGUUUCCUCUCUGACUACAUAGAAGCUGAAGUUUUUCAUGCAACAAUUUAACUUCUUCAUGAGGCAAUGUUAUUUCUAUAGAGACAGAUGUGAUGACAUCAUACCGUUACAUUGGUAGUGAGCUUCUAUCUUCACUUCGUUUCCUUCAAUAAACUGGCAGGUGAAUCUUCUGCUGCUCUGAAGAUUCACAGUCAGAAGAGAAACACAACCAAACUGUCCUCCAGAUUUAUAUCCAUCACCUUCACCAGUCAGCUCACUUCCUGUCUCAUCCACCCAGAGGAGACUUUUAACUGGACAUGAACCCAAAGAACUGGAUCUCAGCUCUCAUUUCAACUGCUAACUUUUUGUGUUCACUCUGUUAUUGUUCUUUCCAUAGAAGCUACACCUGGUCUGGUUUAGCUGUGAUACCUUCCUGCAGGAGGGCAUCCACUGGGAUGAUGCUGCCAUCAACUAAUUGUUCUCCUUCUCCUGCUGUUAACAUUCCUGGAAUCCACAGCUGUAAAAUAUGGCAGUGAAGAUCAACUUCAAGGUUCUUUCAUGUACACAAGUGAUGCUUGUCCAGAGAACAGUUUCCACUGGUUGGAAAACUGUGUGUGCGUACACAUUCAUUGUAUGAAAUAAUUUGGGUUAUAAUUAAUUAUAUUUGUGUACAAUUAAUAUAACCUAAAGAUUAUAUUGUAUAUUUACACAUAUUUAAAGACUCUAAUCUUUAAAACUGUUGGUGGACUCUGGUCCAGACAGCUGGCAUUUCUUCUUCUACUGGUCUGACUGGUUGUAGCAUCAGGUCACAUUUAAUGUCAACAGAAGAGGAGGCUUAUAGAUGGCCAACUGGGCAGCAGAGCAUUCUGGGAUUUAUAGUAUAAGCAGUGAAUGCAAAAGUAAAUAUUCACCACUAAUAAUAGAGUAAGAGUAUAAAAUACUUUUAUUCUAAAGUAUUUAUAUUUUCUGCUGUAAGGAUCCAGUUGGACCUGUUUGGAUUCUGUUCUGACUCGGUUUAUCUGCUCUGUCUCAGAGCUGCUGGUGUUAGUGGACUGACUGCAGCCCAUUAAUAUGCAUCACAGUUUAUCUCUGACUGCUCAGGCAGGAAAUUAGAACAAGUUGCACAAAAAAUAUACUGUUAAACAGCAGGAAAUAAAACUUUGUUUUUAUUUUCUUCACCAGCAAAUCCUUCGGCUAAAACAUUUAGUUCAUUUGAGUGUUACAGAGUGACAGAAUUAAAUGUAGUUUAAAUGUUCGUUUCUAACUAAAGUUUUGCUGGUUCCUUGUUUUGAUGGUUUUCUGUCAGUUUCUGGAAAUGAUCAAGUUGAUAAGAGGAAAAUGACAGAAUAGGUAGGGACGUGAAUUUGAUUUCAAUCAUUAUUUGAGCCACAAACAGGAAACAUCAUCAGUAUUUUCAGAUCAGCAGCAGAGAAAAGUCUCUCAGUUCAGCGGCUGAUAGACGGACAGAAGAUGUUGGUUCUGGUUCUGGUCGUUGUGCUUCAGUUUGAAGGAACCAGAGAAGAAGAACUGCAUCUCUAUCACAGUUACAGGCAUAAUGUUGUUCUACCUUGUAACAGUCCUUCAUCGCUUUCCUCAUGCUCUGAUGUUACCUGGUUUUAUAACAAAGAUAAAAAUACUCAGCAGACGGUUUGGAACGGAGCAGAUUAUCAGAUUUCACAUCAAGCUUACAAGUUUAAUUUGAGCAGCAGCUGCUCUCUGAUCAUCAACUACAUUGAUAAUGAUGAUGUUGGACUCUACACCUGUAGACCUGGUUCUAAUGCCUCCUCAGAUGGUUUUGUCUAUCUGAAUGUUUUAACCAUUUAUGAACAACAUGUCUCUUCAGUAAAGGAUGAGUUCACAGUAAAGUGUUCCCUGGAGAGAUACAGUGGGUUGGAUGUUUGUCCAGAGAACAGUUUCCGCUGGCUGGAUGAUACAGGAACUGAACUGACUGAAGGUGUUAGUUUCGACGUAAGAGGACCGAGACUCUGUGUUUCCUCUCUAACUGUGAAGGAUGAGAGCGACAGAGGCUACACCUGCCAGUUUGUUGAAGGAAACAGUAUGAAAAUUGAAGUAAACUACGCACCACUUAGCUUUAAAGCAGAAAACAGAGAAAGAGACCAGAUCUACCACAGAGCAGGAGAUGAAGCUGUUCUGCCCUGUAACAGACCUUCAUCAUUCAACUCAUGCUCCUCUGUUAACUGGCUUUAUGAGAGAAAUGAAGACAUGAACAAGGAACAGGAAGUUCAGAGAGGAAUCGUUCAGAGUUCAUCUCGUUCUGCCAGGCUCAGUUUGGACAGAAACUGUUCUCUGAUCAUCAACAACAUCAAUGCUGAGGAUGCUGGACUUUACACCUGUCAGCCUGAAGAUGGAAGCAGUUAUGAAACAGAUGUGUAUCUAAAUCUGCUGAUCAUCUCUUCAUAUCUACCAGCUAUUAAUCCAACAAAGAAUGAAGUGAUCACAUUAUUCUGUUAUAUGGUGAGAUCCUGGUGGUUCAGUUCUUGUCCAGAUAAAAGUCUCCUCUGGGUGGACGAGACAGGAAGUGAACUGACUGGUGAAGGUGAUGGAUAUAAAUCUGGAGGACAGUUUGGUUGUGUUUCUUUUCUGACUGUGAAUCUUCAGAGCAGCAGAAGAUUCACCUGCAAGUUUGUUGAAGGAAACGAAGUGAAGAUAGAAGCUCACUACCAACAUGAAGGCCCCCCCGCCUCGUCUCCUCUGAGCUUCAUCAUGUUGACUCUGAAGAUCACAGGACUGAUCCUGAUGGUUGGAAUCACUGUUGGUAUCAUCAGAACCAGAGGGAGAAAAAAGCCUCAGAAAGACAUUAAUGUUCGUUUUGCUGUUGAUGACGACACAGUGAAUUAUGAAAAUGAUGGAGAACGUUCUGCUGCCGCCGCGCUCCACUGAGCUUCAUCACAGCCAUGAGGAUUCAUUAAAAACGCUUCAUUUUAAUUGUUAGCCAAAAGAAUAUUUUUGCAUUGAGCUAUCUGCAUAUGAGUAGUAAUUUUUAAUUGUGUUAAAUUCAGUAUUAAAUCCAUUAUAAAUGCGUUAAAAAGCUGUUUGUUUGAGAUAAGAAGCUUUAAAUGUUCUUUGCCUCCUUUUAAAUGCAAAUAAAAUCUUUGACACAUA
Messenger RNA from Xiphophorus hellerii (green swordtail), 4654 nucleotides. RefSeq lists its product as uncharacterized. The record is from RefSeq and is a predicted model, not a curated record. Gene Ontology annotation, biological process: interleukin-15-mediated signaling pathway; T cell activation; positive regulation of ERK1 and ERK2 cascade. Gene Ontology annotation, molecular function: protein tyrosine kinase binding; MHC class II protein binding. Bases 3002 to 4432 code for a protein of 476 amino acids. NCBI's taxonomy places the organism in Eukaryota, Metazoa, Chordata, Actinopteri, Cyprinodontiformes, Poeciliidae. The transcript has 10 exons. Gene Ontology annotation, cellular component: membrane raft; external side of plasma membrane.